AUGUCUGGCCAAAGAGGAGCCAUUCGCCGGAAGGCUAACAAGGUUGUAUAUGUAGCAAAUGCAGAGCCCGAUAUUGUCGAAAUUGAUGAGCCGCCCAAAAAGAAGAUGAAGAAAGUGAAAGCAUUCAAACUCUAUGGAGUCUCUUUCCCAGUCAUAGGGGCUAUGAGGCAGGAACAGAUGCCACCUCCGCCCUCUGGCUUGCAUCAUCCGCUCAAUCCCUCGCCUUCGUCUAGUCUCACUCAACCUCCUGACGAGGCAUCGCAAGUUCCUCCACCAACUUCUGGGGACCACUGUCAAACUUCCUCACGCAAGCGCACCUUGAGCACUGUGACCAAUGUUGAGCAGCAUCCUCCUACAUCUGCCCUGUACCCUACACAGGGACAGCAAGUGCUCACUGGCUCUGUAUUGGUGCACGGUCCGAAACUCGAGCUGAACAUUCCCUCUAGUUUGGUUAAUCUUCGCAACGCGUUGGAGGAUAUUGAGCAUCAAGGGAAGGUCUUGACCAUCCAAGUACGAGCGUUGAGGAUUCAGGUGGAUGUCAUCGUCCAGGCGUUACAAUGUGCUCAGCAGUAA
Messenger RNA from Coniophora puteana RWD-64-598 SS2, 573 nucleotides. RefSeq lists its product as uncharacterized. NCBI's taxonomy places the organism in Eukaryota, Fungi, Basidiomycota, Agaricomycetes, Boletales, Coniophoraceae. The record is from RefSeq and is a predicted model, not a curated record. The transcript is spliced from 3 exons. Bases 1 to 573 code for a protein of 190 amino acids.